Messenger RNA from Acytostelium subglobosum LB1, 150 nucleotides. RefSeq lists its product as hypothetical. The record is from RefSeq and is a predicted model, not a curated record. The transcript has a single exon. NCBI's taxonomy places the organism in Eukaryota, Evosea, Eumycetozoa, Acytosteliales, Acytosteliaceae. The annotation marks the transcript as partial.
AUAUAUUUAUAUAUUUACACAUACACACUUUUACACAUACACACACACACAAGGACGACCAAUCAAAUACAAACACACAUUUGUGUGUCUAUCAACUUAACCAAUCCAACGUCAUUGCCACACAUCACACAUAAUACAUAUCACACACAU